AUGCACGACACUGUUUGCAGCGCUAAAGCUAGUGAACUAGAAAUGCAAGAUUUAGUCCACAUGUCUGACACGUGCAAGGCUGAAUCAAAUCACGAGAUAAUCAUGCGUGACGCGUGCGACAAACACAGUGUUCAAGAAUGUAAAGACUGUAUAGACAAUUUGAAAGCUGGAGGGGACAAAGUUCGGAUAAAGCCUCAAGCAAAAUGGUACCUUCUAUCUCGUUUAGAACUUCCUGAUUGGUUACGUGGUAAUCCCUUUUUAUCGUACUACCAUAGACCUCCUAUGCCGUCUUUUGGAGUUUGUUUUAAAAGCAUAUUUAAGGUACAUACAGAAACUGGAAAUAUAUGGACGCAUUUGGUUGGAUUUAUAGCCUUUGUUUGCAUUGCACUGUACGUGUUUCUUCGACCAAUUUCCGCUUCCAGUCCAUUUCCCAAAGACUGGCAGGAAAAGUUGGUGUUUGGAAUUUUUUUCGCUUGCGGUAUUAUAUGUCUCGGUUUUUCAUGGAUUUUUCACACUGUUCAUUGUCACUCUAAGACAGUGUCGACGAUCUUUCGCAGGUAGGUAAUAAUUCUAUGUAAAAACAUUUGCUCCUUUGGAGGAUGGGGUAGUUAAAAAAAAACCGGGCUCUUCCUUGUAAUUUGUUGAAGGACACAUUUUGGGAUCCAAAGACCAGACAGGAGUAGAGAGGAGAAGUGUGACGUCACGUUACCAUGGUAGACUUGAUGACUUGACUUUGUAUCAUCUGAUUUUAUCAACAGCCUUGACUAUGCUGGUAUCGUAGUGUUCAUCAUGGGUUCAUUCAUCCCUCCUCUUUAUUACGCGUUCUACUGCUCGAGGAUUCUAAAGAUUGUUUACAUGUCCCUGACCUGUUCUCUUGGUGUUAUGUGUAUUAUUGUUUCAUUGUGGGGCAAGUUCAAGAAAUCUAAGUAUCGAAUAUUUAGAGCAGGUAAGUGGAAUUGUUACAAGGAAGUCAAAAAGAACCUGAAAGGGUUGGUGGACAAUUGUGAUAUUUUGUUUGGCAAGAAUUUGUUUUCCAAGCCUUCUACUGAUGUUAUCGGAGAUGAUUCCAAUUCUUUGGGUAUACAGAAUAAGAAUAUACUAGUCUUAACUCCACGUAAGAUUUUUUUCCUGGACUCUUUCAGAUUUUUUCUUAAAAAUUAUUGAGCCCUUUCCUCAAAAGUAAAGGUUUCUCUCCUAAGGUUAAGUAUGGAUUUAUGGAUUUCUUUGCAAUUGUUCCAAGACUAGUUUAUUGUUGGAAGUAAAUUAAUAAUUUGCAACGGGAAAUUCGCUUUUAGCCUAGGUUAAAUCUAUAUAGUAUAAGGAAGUCAAAAGGAAGCUGAGUCCGUUCUGACGAGGUGGGGUCAUUUCAAGUCUACGCCGGUGUGUACUCGACAUUUUCUUUUCUGUAGACAAGUUCAAUUUGAACCUUAGCUCCAAACAAAUGUCAGUGCAAGUAAGUUAACAGGAGGAGGUUAACAACUUUCAAAAAGAACAUGCAAACAUCACGAAUCAAAAAAGCACCAAUUACUCUUAGAGUCUUUACAGUCCAUGAAAUCACGGCUUAACUGACCGACGAGUUUAAUAGCAUUUUUACCAAGACCAAAACUGAAGCAAUCGGUGCAUAUCCACUUUCGAGAAAGCCAUUCCAAAGUCACUGCAUGCCUUUAAAAAAACCUCGCUCCCCUAUGAGAAGAUAUGUCUCUGGAGCUCGGUAUGGCCCGGUUCAGACGCCGCUCCACUCAUGCACCAAACCUAACUAAUCAAUUAAGUACGGCAAAGGAGCGCCGUCUGGUGUUAGGUGCGGCAAAAGUUCGACAGUCUGGCGCACUUUUGUCGAACUUAACUUAGCCUUGACACACGGUGCGCCAUCUGAAUCACAUGUCGCGCCAGUGUCGCUCCAAAGUCGAACUUAUUCAGUUAGGUUCGGCACAUGAAAAGUACGGCGUCUGAACCAGGACUAACAUAAUAAAAAGACAACAGUGUAGUAGGUCUUCGUAGAUAUUAAGUUGAGGCGGCAUAACGCUCUCCAGAGGUAUUUUAAGUCCGAUGGACAGUGACCGACCCUAAAACAAACAGCGACACACAAGGGUAUUCAUCCUUAAAUCUACAAGUAGGGUUUGGCGACAAAAAAGAAGUAUAGUACACGAUGAGCUAAACGGAAAGAAAUGUUUGGAGUUCAACUACGUAAACUAUUUUAUUUCAGGACUGUUGAUUGCCUUCGGUUGGUCAGGUGUUAUUCCUGCUAUCCACCUUGUGUCAACGCAUGAAGCCACUCUCGUCAUGCGUCAAGUGGCAGUGGAAUGGAUAAUUUUGAUGUCCUUCUUGUACACUGCCAGUGCUGUCACUUAUGCAACGAGGAUUCCGGAGAGGUUCUUUCCCGGAAAAUGUGACAUAUGGGUAAGCUAUUUUUACAUUGUUGAGAAAUUUCAAUCUUAAGGGCAAAGAACUGAUUACCGAAUAAAUUUUCUGUCAGCUUCCAUUUUCUAAAAGUCAAUACCCAAAAUAACGUUGUUUACAGAAGGUAAAUUUACAGUUCCCAGAAAUGAUAAACUUGUGUCCCUCGAAGUGCUCCCACCCCCGUCUCAACUAUAAACUGAAGCACUUUUGCAGCGAAUUGUAAGUUGGAAUGUUGGUAAUUGAGGAGAAGGGAAAACAGGGCUACCAGGAUAAAAACCUAACAGAACAGAGAUGAGAACUAACAACCACAACGCCUGGACUCGGACCCAGGUCAGAUUGGUGGGAGGCCUGUGCUUUCACCACUGCGCCCUUUUGCACUCCAAAACCGCGUUAAGUUGAGUAGACCCCCCAAAUGCACGCUCAUACGUCGCCGAAUGCCAGCCAAAACGCCUUCGGUGUUCUUCUACAAAGCCCAGAGUACUGUCUAGACCUCCACUUUCCUUUAGAAUUAUGAAAACAAACCUGAUCACAAUUAAUAAAAUUAGUCAUUCUAUCAAAUAGACGUUUCUUCUGUUCCAUUCCUUUAGUUCCAAAGCCAUCAAAUCUUCCAUGUGCUGGUGGUGAUCGCAGCCUUUGUUCAUUUGUACGGCAUUUGUCAAAUGGCGUAUUAUAGGUUUGACCAGGGAUCGAGUUGUGCAAACUGACUUAAUUCGCAUGAGAAGGUCACGAAUUUCAGCUGUUAAAUGACACACUUGGAUGUGCACACCAAGACUUUACCCUGAGGAUUAAGAAAACCAUUUGACUUUAUCUGCCUGUUUAGGAUUAUGGUGCGCCAGAUGGCGGCCACUUUGGUGACGUCACAGGUCUUCAGCAGAGCCAUGUCUCAAUAGAGCGUUUUCACUCACGUGGCCAGCAUCUAUUUAUGCAUAUGCAUUAUUGCAACAAAAGGAGGCGUUUACAUAAGAAAAGAUUCUACUCCCACAAGAUUGGUUUGGGACACCAACAUGGCCGCCGUUUCAUUGUCUUGGAAACCAAUAUGGCCGCCGUGACGUCAUGUAAAAAACAGCUUCUUAUAUUCAGAUCAUCUUGUAGAGCUCGUCACAAGCGUGGGUCCACGGUCACUUAAACAUCAAAGUUUUAAAAUAUUGUGCACAACACCAUAGGCAUGAGGGCAAUUUAUAGAACAAAGACAGUGAUACUUUUCGAUAUCAGUCGAUAACUGAUCUACGUAACUGUUUACAAUAUGCAUUUCGCCCCAUGAAAGGGAGUCCGGAUUCCAGAUUCCAGCAAUUUUUUGCUUGUUGGAUCAGGAGUCCGGGAAGGUUUUGCUAGUGGAAUCCGGAAUCUUGAGGCUUGGGAAUCCGGAAUACAGCCCAAGGAAUCCGGAAUCUCAGUAACGAUUGGGAUCCGGAAUUCAAGUUCCACUGACAAAGACCAGGGGCGUAACCAGCCCAGAGGUCUGUAGGCCAGGGCCUACAAAUCUUUGGCUUGAUCACUUUAGCGCUUGUAAUAAAUUAUGCGUUGUUGGGGUGAGCUAAACAGCUUAAGAGCUCAAAGUGUUGGUGAGGUCAGUGCGUACUAGUCAUGCGUGG
This is a messenger RNA of Porites evermanni, 3989 nucleotides long. Lineage: Eukaryota; Metazoa; Cnidaria; Anthozoa; Scleractinia; Poritidae. The record is from the annotation of a GenBank genome assembly.